Argentina anserina (silverweed cinquefoil) is the source of this 1238-nucleotide messenger RNA. RefSeq names its product ribosomal RNA-processing protein 8. The transcript is spliced from 9 exons. Lineage: Eukaryota; Viridiplantae; Streptophyta; Magnoliopsida; Rosales; Rosaceae. The record is from RefSeq and is a predicted model, not a curated record. Bases 72 to 902 code for a protein of 276 amino acids. Gene Ontology annotation, cellular component: nucleolus. Gene Ontology annotation, molecular function: methyltransferase activity.
AUUUGCGAACUGAUCUCUAGGUCUGAGACUUCCUAAGCUCCUAAGAAGAAGAAGACGACCGCAACAGAGCAAUGGAGUCGAGCAAAAAGCUAAAUGGGGCGAAGAGGCGUCACACAGCAUCAAAUGGAAACUCCAAAGCAGAAAGAGUCAAUAUAAUCGAAGAAGAACAAAACCCAAAAGCUUCCAAGCGCAGAAAAUCUGAAGGGCUGGUCUCCAAGUCCUCCAGUUUCCUCGAUAAGAUGAAAGCUAAGCUGUCAGGAGGGCAUUUCAGAAUGCUCAAUGAGAAGCUCUACACUUGCACUGGGGAAGAAGCGCUUGAGUAUUUCAAUGACGACCCAACGUUGUUUGAUGCAUACCAUGCAGGAUAUCAGGAGCAAAUGUCACAUUGGCCUGAGCUUCCUGUGAAUAUAAUCAUAAAAUGGCUAAAAGAUCACAGUUUGUCUCUAGUCGUGGCUGAUUUUGGAUGCGGGGAUGCACGUCUUGCUAAAGGUGUGAAGAACAAAGUCUUCUCAUUUGAUCUCAUCUCAAAUGAUCCUUCAGUAAUAUCUUGUGAUAUGUCAAAUACCCCUCUUGGAUCUUCAUCCGUAGAUGUUGCUGUAUUCUGCUUGUCAUUGAUGGGGACUAAUUUCCCAAGUUAUCUUAAUGAAGCACACAGAAUUCUUAGGCCACGUGGUUGGCUUUUGAUAGCAGAAGUCAAAAGCAGAUUUGAUUCAAAUACUGGAGGAGCAGACCCGAAGAAGUUUACAAAAGCAGUGUGUGAUUUAGGAUUUACCUCCGUGGCUAAGGAUUACUCAAAUAAGAUGUUUAUACUGUUUUACUUCAAGAAAAAGGUGGAGCAAAAUUCAAAGAACAAGGAUAUUGAUUGGCCUGAGUUGAAACCUUGCUUGUAUAAGCGCCGCUGAGAUGUCACCAUGUAUGCUGAACUUAUCAUGUUUGCAAAGAUAGCAAUGCGGCACAGUCACACAACUGCCCAAAAGAUUGGGACCUUUCGUGGAACAAAUGGUCUAUCUGCAGGCAGCCUAAUUCGCUGAUAAUUGAUGGAGAGCAUUGGGGAAGAACAUCAGCUCAAUUGUCCCCGUAUAUCAGUGUCACCUUGUACCCUUGUCUAAGGUGAUAUGGUUUAUGUGAUGCUUAAAUCUUGGUCAAGAACAUCAAAUUGUGAUCUUAAAUUGUAAUUGAUGCUUUAUGUAAUGCAUUAAUUUUGCUGAAGAAAAUUUUAAUGCAUCAAAUUUUGAUCC